Messenger RNA from Cyprinus carpio (common carp), 1305 nucleotides. Its product is annotated as mesogenin-1-like. Gene Ontology annotation, biological process: regulation of transcription by RNA polymerase II; mesoderm formation. The record is from RefSeq and is a predicted model, not a curated record. Gene Ontology annotation, molecular function: DNA-binding transcription factor activity, RNA polymerase II-specific; RNA polymerase II cis-regulatory region sequence-specific DNA binding; protein dimerization activity. Gene Ontology annotation, cellular component: nucleus. NCBI's taxonomy places the organism in Eukaryota, Metazoa, Chordata, Actinopteri, Cypriniformes, Cyprinidae.
UCACUCCAGUCUCUUGGGGUUGUUCACGGACACAUAGUGAUAGAGCACCACCAGCAGGAAGAGAGAGACCCCCAGCAUGUUGGCGAAGAUGGCCAGCUGCACAUCAGUCACCAUCUCCCUGCUGAGAACGACCACAGAAGAUAGAAACGCGUCUGUUUCCGGAGGAACCAUCAGGAGAUGAAGAGUCUUUGCAGAAAGAAGCUGAAACCUGUUCUCUUCCUGAAUCUGAAGAAGACCACUGCCAUUCAGUCACAUCAGUCCAGAAAACAACUACAAAUCCCACAACCAGAACCACCAAAACCCAGCAGAGACCUGCAAAACCGUGUGUGAGACGCGUCCCAGCGGUGCUGAUCACACAAACCCAGUCCAGACCGCCCAAAACCAGCCCGACGGACCCGCUCCAGCUGCAGAAGUCAGCCAGUGUUAAAGCUGCUGAAACCCCAGAGAAAGAGAAACUCGUCCAGGUGCAUCAUGGGACGCUUCGCUGGACAGUCCUCGACCGCCGGCUGAGAGACGCAGAUGUGAGACGGCGCGCGUCUCUUUGAAGUUCCGCGGCAUAAAAGCGCAGUCUCGCGUCGCCGGGGCAUUCGACCGCGGACAUGGAGCAGACGUACACGAGCGGGGUUUCGUCCCGGUGGCACUGGAGCGGAGAGGAGCGCGCGUUUGGCGGCGCGCACGAGUGCAGCAGCGCCUCCGAGUCCUUCGAUUCCGCGUGCUCGUCCCCGUCCAGCCCCGCGCUGUCCGGACGCACACGCUCGCGCGCCUCCGCGCAGCAGAAGCCCCGAGUGAAGAUGAGUGUGAAGAGGAGGAUGAAGGCGAGCGAGCGCGAGAAGCUGCGCAUGAGGAGUCUGGCGGAAGCGCUGCAUCAGCUCCGCGAGUAUCUUCCGCCGGACUACAGCCGCCGAGGACAGCCGCUCACCAAGAUCCAGACCCUCACAUACACCAUCCGGUACAUCCGGGAGCUGUCCAGCAUCCUCCAGGAGCCCUGAGCGGCCCCCAGGGGCCCGGGGACCUGUGGCGGAGUUUCUCAGUCUAUUAAAAACAUCUGUCUCGGAUCUUCUCUGAACAUUAGAUGAACAUCGGCUUCCAGAAACAAUCUCACGAGCGAGGAAGCCUAAAGAAGGUUUGGAGGACACGAGGUUCCCUGCGAGACCCCCCGCUGCUGCUGCUGCUGUACAGAUCUGUAUCUUCUGCUCCUUCACUCAUGUUUCUGUUCUGCUGUAAAUAUUUCUGUCUAAUAUUAAGAGCGUCUGCUGAAGUCAAGUUUUUAACUGGAGCAGCUGAAUAAACGCUUUGUUCGUGUGC